Xenopus tropicalis (tropical clawed frog) is the source of this 3074-nucleotide messenger RNA. It is a transcript of the gene nlrp12, whose product is annotated as NACHT, LRR and PYD domains-containing protein 12. Gene Ontology annotation, molecular function: nucleotide binding; ATP binding. The transcript is spliced from 10 exons. The coding region runs from base 139 to 2760 and encodes 873 amino acids. The record is from RefSeq and is a predicted model, not a curated record. NCBI's taxonomy places the organism in Eukaryota, Metazoa, Chordata, Amphibia, Anura, Pipidae.
CUGAAGGUUACACACCGGGGGAAAGCUGGAGAGAAAUAAUCAGGCUUGGGGUUUGCUGAGGCUGCUGGGAGAGAUACCAGGCCGGAUGGAACCCUAAAAGAAAGGUUUCCUACUACUUUUGUGGAGACUUAAAAGAAAAUGGAGGAAUUCCGUGGAACAGUUGUCACUGAUCGGGAACGGCAGCAGUUCCGGGAGCGGUUAGAACAGUAUGAAGACAGACAGUUGAACCAAUUCCAUGAGUAUUUCCAGCAGGAUCUGAUCUACAUUGUGGAGUCGCUGGACACCCUGAGUCUGCUUGGGGAGCUGAAGGUCCGGACAGGCAUUAACGUGGAGCGCUAUCAGUCUAUAAAGAAGCAAUGUGGCGCCUCUGCAUUUGCUGAGAUGCUGGUAGAAGAUAUUUAUGAAUCUGGGAGAGACGCCGUGCUGGGAUUAUGGGAAAGUCUCUUUGUUCUACAGAAUGAUCACCCUCACCCCAACCUGCUGGGGGCGCUGGAUGAAAUCUCCCAACAAGACCACGAUCUGGCACAUUUCAUUUCAUUGGACAAAAAUGGCCACGAUCUACCCAAGGACCUGAAAGACUGCCAGUCGCAGCACAAGCGCAAUCUAUGGGAGAAAACGGAAUAUCUGAAAGAGCACGUCGCCCCAGGAUUAAACUCGGAGCAUCAGAAAUUCAACAUAUCUAGUCGCUAUUUAGACCUCAUUGUGGUCUCCAGCCAUCAGCUAAGGGCCCGCAGUGAGAAUGAAGUGAUUGCAACAGGGGGAAUCCAUGAACAUUACUUACAGAGAGCUCAGAGUAACCUGGAGAGGAUUAGCCCUAACCGGCUGUUCCGCUGGUGCCACAGAAAGAGAUGUGUGCCACAGGCAGUGCUGGUGAGCGGAGUGCCAGGGGUGGGGAAAACCACAUUAAUGCAGAAGUUUGUCUAUGACUGGGCCAAUGGGAACCUCUACCAGAGAUUUGCCUUUGUCUUCUUCUUCAAAUUCCGGGAUCUCAAUAAUAAGGAGGAGCUGAGCCUGGCACAGAUGAUCGUUGAUGAAUAUCCCUAUCUACACAGUCAGCUUGACACAAUCUUUAAACAUCCUACCCAACUGCUGUUUAUUUUCGACGGUUUAGAUGAAAGCAAAAGCCAAACGAAUUUCCAACCAAAUAACUGUUGCGCCAACCCGUAUAGCCAACAAGCUGUAAGUGUGAUUGUGUCCAGCUUGGCCAAUCAGACGCUUCUUACCGGCUGCUCCGUCCUAAUAACCAGCCGCCCGAGCAACCUAGCAACGACUGAAACUCGGUGUUUUCACAGGAUAUCUGAAAUUAUGGGAUUUUUUCCCAAACAAAGGGAAGAAUAUUUUCAAAAGUUUUUUAGGAACCCCGAAGUAGCCGAGAGCGUUUUUAAUUACGUAAGAGAAAACGGAAUCCUAUACACCUUCUGCUACAUCCCGUCCUACUGCUGGAUCAUUUGCACGGUGCUAUCAACUUGUUCUGAUCAAAACCAAAAUCGUCCCCAAACCGUGACGCAGCUCUUCGUGAUGUUUGUGGCCAAUGUCUUAGCCAAUCACAGUCACGAUGUGGACGGUGAAAUGCUGAGAUCCAUUGCACGGCUGGCAGAAGAUGGAGUCAUGAAUCAUAAUCUUGCGUUUGAUGAUGAGGCGUUGCGCAGUUUUGGGGUGGACACCCACUCACGCUUUCUGUCUAGCUUUAUGGUAGAAUGUGAUCAAGGGCCGCGUUCCUUCUUGCAUCUAACCAUACAGGAGUUCAUGGCUGCCUUGCUUCACUAUCUUGACUACUCCCCUGAUAGGCUACAAGACUCCCUGCUGAAGGCUAAAUCAUAUGAAGAUGGGCGUGGGGAAAUCUUUCUACGUUUUGUAUGUGGACUCUCCCACAUCAACACCAGAGCCAGGCUGAAGGCACACGUAGGGGAUUUAUCCACUCCGGCUUCCAAGGAUGUUAUCAGGUUUCUGCAGAGUGCUGUUACCCAAGUGUGGAAUCCGGAGAGGCCCGAUGCCGACAAGAGGAAGAUUCUCAACAUCUUUGCCUGCCUCACCGAGUCCCAAAACAAAGGCCUGGUGUCUUCGUCCCUGGGCUCCAACGGAAGAUUUGAGUUUUCUGAAUUCCACCUGGCGCCUCUGGACUGCACAGUGUUGGCUUUCAUCCUGGAAUCCUGUAGGGAAACAGAACUUCUAAACCUUGGUGCCUGUUUUAUUCAGACAGAAGGACUGGGAAGGAUUGCACCAGCUCUACAUACCGUUAUAGAUCUCAGUCUCGCUACCAAUAAUCUACGAGAUGAAGACGUUGAAUUCAUUUAUUCUAUGUUAACCCACCCACAGUGCAGAAUCAAGAAGUUGAGCCUAAGAAACAAUGGCCUGACGGAGGAAUGCUGUGGGCAGUUGGCCUGGGCCAUCAAAGAGAACACAUCCCUGAGGGACCUGGAUCUGUCCAAGAACAAACUGGCCGGGGAGGAUUUCUAUCAGUUGCUGGAGGUUUUUUCCGAUCCAACAUGCCAGAUAGAACAUUUGGCGUUACAAGAGGCCAAGCUGACCCCAGAAUACACCGAGUCGUUCCUCUCCCUGACUAACAACCGCAACCUCACGCACCUCAAUAUCAGCAGCAAUUUCUUUGGCGACGCUGGUUACCCCCAUAUACAGAAACUGAUACUGGAGCACCCAAGCCUGAGGGAGAUCAAGGUGGGGAUGAAUGACUUUUCAGAACAAACAGAGAGAAACCUUCUGAGGCUUAAGGGCCACCAACCCAAUAUGACCAUUAAUUUAUGAUGAACUGGGACCAGCGGGGAUGUGCUCUUGUUUAAUUCUGGUUCUGGUGAUGUGCAUGCCGGGGGGCGGGGCAUAUGCUUCUCCUGUCCCUCCCUUUUUAUAUGAACGACUGUCAAUCGCUGGCAGCACCACCUAUAUGGAGAAGAGCAACUUGUUGCACUGCAUUCUGGGAGUGUCUAUGGUCUGUAAUGCGGCCAGUCAUUUUGUUAGUCUCUCCCUAGUUACAUAUUAUUAGCACAUUAGUAGUAGUAGUAGGAAAGCUUUUGGAAGGGGUAAUAAGGGAUAGGGUACUUGAAUACAUUGCAGUUCACAAU